Molecule: messenger RNA, 1203 nt
Organism: Pteronotus mesoamericanus
Lineage: Eukaryota; Metazoa; Chordata; Mammalia; Chiroptera; Mormoopidae
Gene: STEAP1
Product: STEAP family member 1
Exons: 5
Coding region: 82-1056 (324 amino acids)
Cellular component (GO): endosome; plasma membrane
Source: RefSeq, a predicted model, not a curated record
GCCGAACUGCUGCCGUGGAGCCGACUUAACCGUCAGGUCACGUCCAGAAGCGGGUGGCUGAAGCCAUAUUUUAUAGAAUUAAUGGAAAUUCAACAAAACAUCACAAACCAAGAAGUUUGGAAAAUGAAACCUAGGAGAAAUCUAGAAGACGACGAUUAUUUGAAUAAGGCCUCAGGAGAGACCAGCAUGCUGAAAGGACCUGUGCUUUUGCAAAAGUUUCAGCACAAACAGGAACUCUUCCCAGAGUGGCGCUUGCCGAUUAAAAUUGCCGCUAUUGUAUCAUCUCUGACUUUUCUUUACACUUUCCUGAGGGAAGUAAUUCACCCUUUUGUAACUUCCCAUCAACAGUAUUUUUAUAAAAUUCCAAUCCUGGUCAUCAACAAAGUCUUGCCAAUGGUUUCUAUCACCCUCUUGGCGCUGGUGUAUUUGCCAGGUGUGAUAGCAGCAGUUGUACAGCUCCGUAAUGGAACCAAGUAUAAGAAAUUUCCACAUUGGCUGGACAGGUGGAUGGUAACAAGAAAGCAAUUUGGGCUUCUCAGUUUCUUUUUUGCUGUACUGCAUGCAAUUUAUAGUUUAUCCUAUCCAAUGAGGAGAUCCUACAGAUACAAGUUGCUAAAUUGGGCAUAUCAACAGGUCCAACAAAAUAAAGAAGAUGCCUGGAUUGAGCAUGAUGUUUGGAGAAUGGAAAUUUACGUGUCUCUGGGAAUUGUGACACUUGCAAUACUGGCACUCUUGGCUGUGACAUCAAUUCCAUCUGUGAGUGACUCUUUGACGUGGAGAGAAUUUCACUAUAUUCAGAGCAAGCUGGGAAUUGUUUCCCUUCUACUGGGCACAAUACAUGCAUUGAUUUUUGCCUGGAAUAAAUGGGUAGAUAUAAAACAAUUUGUAUGGUAUACACCUCCAACUUUUAUGAUAGCUGUUUUCCUUCCAAUUGUUGUCCUGAUAUGUAAAGCCAUACUAUUCCUGCCAUGCUUGAGAAAGAAGAUACUGAAGAUUAGACAUGGUUGGGAAGAUGUCACAAAUAUUAAUAAAAUUGAGAUGUCUUCCCAGUUGUAGGAUCACUGUUUACAACAUUUUUGUUCAAAUUUUAUAUAUUUGAUCAUAAACAUUUCAAAUUUGUAUUUGUUUAAUAAAAUGACCACAGACGGUCUUAAUGUAUCUCUUACUUUCUGAGUGAUGAGUUUGAAAUAUGUGUACUUCCUU